Messenger RNA from Drosophila subpulchrella, 4062 nucleotides. RefSeq lists its product as uncharacterized. Gene Ontology annotation, molecular function: serine-type endopeptidase activity. Bases 145 to 3696 code for a protein of 1183 amino acids. The record is from RefSeq and is a predicted model, not a curated record. Gene Ontology annotation, biological process: proteolysis. Lineage: Eukaryota; Metazoa; Arthropoda; Insecta; Diptera; Drosophilidae. The transcript has 5 exons.
GACCAACGAAAAGCACAAUCGGUGCAGAAAGCGAGUGAAGUGAAAGGAUAACAUAUACUCCACAAAUUGCAUAAGGAUUAUCCGAAACAACAGUGAUAAUUACCAAAUUGGAUUAUUAAACUUGACAUAAAAAAGAUCUCCACCAUGAGAAUAAGAGCUAGCCUGUUGGCAGUUGUACUGCUGGCCACAGCCUCCUUGGCCGACGAUUCCAACUGGGGCAACGAGUGGUCGCCCAUGGAGGAUGCCACACCUAGUCGUCGAUCUGUAGAUACCAAACCCGCCGAACAAGCCGACAUCCAGGGACGCUACCUGGUCCACGAGACCAUCCAGAGCAACAGCACCACCCAGAUUGACGAGGUCAUCGAGCAGCUGAUCAACUCCCGCCGGGAGGGUCGCAAUCUCGGAGAAUACGAUGCCGUCUAUGCCGAUGGAAACAUCGAUCAGGCUCUUCAGCAGGGAAAUGAUCUGCAGGCCCGCAAUCUCAUCCGGGAUAAGCUUUGCGGUCUGGGACUCAUGAGCUGCGAUGUGGAGGAGAAGCGUCCUUUCUACUCGACCAUCUACGCCCAGGGUCCUCCUCCACCAUCUGGUUUCAGUGGUGGUCCCUAUGGACCAGCCAAGCCCAUGCCACCACCGAGCUACUUCAGUGGUCGUCCGCCCAUGGGUGGUCCUCCCGGAUCUUACGGACCUCCGCCAAGCUCCCUGAACUCCUUUGGCCCUCCGCCAAGCUCGGUGAACUCCUUUGGACCUCCCAGGAAGGUGGGCUACGAGGGACCCUACAAGCCAAUGUCUGGACCUUACAGGCCAUCGGGACCUGGUGGCUACCUGGAGCAUCCUCCACCAUCCGCCAUUGAUGGCUCAUCCGAUGGAAUCACCUACACCAAGCCACCACCUGGAUCUCUGAUCUACGACAGUAAGCCACCAGGACCCAUCUACACCGGAGGUCCUUCUCUCGGUGCCGGACCCGUCUUCACUGGAGCUUCCAAUGGAGUUCCCCCGUACAACUAUGAGAAUCCCGAGAGUGGCAUUCAAGGUGCCAGCUCUGCUCCCAAUGGUUUCUACUCGCAGCAGUCUUCCGCUUCUUCCUCCUCGUCUUCAUCCAGCAACAAAGUGAUCGUGGGAGCACCCAUCGAUGCUCUCCAGCAGCAUGUGCACCAUCACUACCACCAUGUGGAGGGAGCCGAGGGAGCCAAGGUGCCCAGUGUGCCCAUUCCCAUUGGAGCUGGCCAGACCAUCAACACUGACUUCAGCGCCCUGGCCCAAUCUUCUGCCACUUAUACACCAUCUAUUCAGUCCUCCUCCGGAUCCAGUUACUCCCAGUCGAAUGCGUUUAAUGCUGGUUUCAAUGGUGCCUCUCAGGGUGGCCUCCUUUCGCAGAACGGAUUUGGUAUUUCCCAGAAGCCCACUGGAGAUCUGUACAAACCGAACUCUGGAGAUCUGUACAAGCCGAACUCGGGACUGGGAAGCUUUGGCAACAGUGCCUCUGGAGGAUUCAGUGGAUCGCCCAGCUCCAGCUACCACAGCCAAAACCCCGACUACUACAAGAAGGAACUGCAGAGUGGAGCCUCUAACCAGUACAAUGGCAUCUCUGGUGGCUACCAGGGACAGGGUCAAGGACAGUACCAGGGUGGCUAUGACACCUCUCGCCAGCAGAUCGUCGACUGUCAGUGUGUGCCCAUCUCUCAGUGCCCCGCUGCCGAUCGCAUUGGACGCAAGGAGGAUCUCAUUCUGCCCAUCGAUCCCAGGAACCUGGGCAAGGACAUUGAGGCUCUGAGUGACGAUGCUGUGGCCAGCAAUGCCACCACUUCCGUUGAGGGAAAGAAGGCCGAAGAGAAGUCUGAUAAGGAUGAAAAGAAGCGCACUCGUCGCCAGGCUGAUGCCGACCAGAAGGAUGAUGAAGCCAGCGAUCUAUCGCUCGAUGCCCAAGGGAGACAAUCGCCGCUCGGAGGAUCUCCAUUGGCAUUGCCCGCCCUCCAGGCCAUCGAGCUGAUCCAACGAAAGGUGCUGCCCACCUAUGGUGUUAGCUUUGGUCUGCCCUAUCCCGCCGGCGGAUAUGGAGGUUAUCCCUCGAAUAUCCUUGGUGAUCAUGUGCCCGCCCAGAACCCCUACUUCGGUUCAGUGGGACCAAAUGGCCUGAAUCUCGGUCUGGUGAAUGUGAAUCCCCUGGUUUCGGUGCAGGUGGCCAAAACGGAGUAUGGCGAGAAGGUGGUCAAGCCACUGGUCAAUCUCCAUGUCACCCCGAAUGCGAAUAUCAUCCAGAAAGUUGGAGACUUCUUCAAGCGAAAGCCGGCCGAAACCUAUAGCCAUCAUUAUCACCACCACGAUCACUAUAGUGGCUACGAGCAUCACGACUACGAUCACCAUGGCCACCACGAUCAUCAUGACCACCAUUCGUAUCCCCAUUUCUAUGAAACAUCUGGACCUGGUCCCCACUUCAGUGUUGAAAUGGUCCCAAGUACUCCGGUCUUUGAAUAUCACAGUGGUCCUACCCAGUAUCAUCAUCACCACGAAUCAUCGCCCUAUGAGAGCUCCUUCAACUCAAUAUAUCCUGGCUCUGGUCCUGAUUUUGGUGGCUUUGGCGAGUACUCACAGCAUGUGGAACGAAGUGCCAAUGUAAGCGGAGGUGAGCCCUCCUUCGGUCGUCGUGGCAAGCAGUUGAACCUGGGACCUCUCUACAAUAUUCCCACUCCUGCUCCUGGUAAUGCAGCUGGCAGUGAUCGGAUCACUUUUCCCAGGGAUCGCAGGCGCAGGAGCGUUGAGGAUGGUGUGUGGGCGGGAGCAGCUCCUGAGGAGCAGCGCGCUUAUUAUGGUAACCGACCUGUGGAGAAGACCUGCCGCAUCAACGAGGUCUGCUGCCGUCGUCCCCUGCGUCCCCAAGCUCCUCCCCAGCAAUUCGGUCGCUGUGGAGUGAGGAACGCCGCCGGAAUCACCGGUCGCAUCAAGAACCCCGUCUACGUGGAUGGAGACAGUGAGUUCGGCGAGUACCCCUGGCAUGUGGCCAUUCUGAAGAAGGACCCCAAGGAGUCGAUCUACGCCUGCGGUGGCACACUCAUCGAUGCCCAGCACAUUAUCUCCGCUGCCCAUUGCAUUAAAUCUCAAAAUGGCUUCGAUCUGCGUGUGCGUCUGGGCGAAUGGGAUGUGAACCAUGAUGUGGAGUUCUUCCCCUACAUCGAACGCGAUGUGGUCUCUGUGCACAUCCAUCCCGAGUACUAUGCCGGCACUUUGGACAACGAUCUGGCUGUGCUGAAACUGGAUCAGCCCGUGGACUUUACCAAGAAUCCCCACAUCAGUCCCGCCUGUCUGCCCGACAAGUAUUCCGAUUUCACUGGAGCUCGCUGCUGGACCACUGGAUGGGGCAAGGAUGCCUUUGGAGAGCACGGAAAGUACCAGAAUAUCCUGAAGGAGGUGGAUGUGCCAAUCCUGUCGCACCAACAGUGCGAGCAACAACUGAGGAACACCCGACUGGGCUAUAGUUACAAACUGAAUCCCGGAUUCGUGUGCGCUGGAGGAGAGGAGGGCAAGGAUGCCUGCAAGGGUGAUGGCGGAGGUCCUUUGGUCUGCGACCGCAAUGGAGCCAUGCACGUGGUGGGAGUGGUGUCCUGGGGCAUUGGAUGCGGCCAGGUUAAUGUUCCUGGAGUCUACGUGAAGGUCUCCGCCUACCUGCCCUGGAUCCAACAGAUCACCCAGAGCUAUCAAUGAUUAACGGAGCACCAGGAUGAAAAGCACGAGGAGGAGGUGACUGGCUACCAUGCGAAUACCUCUGGACCCAUUCCGGAUGACACAUCCUCCUCUUCCGACGAGUUCGUUUUCCACUUCUGACCGAAGCCAUCCCUAAAAUCUACUUCUAUUGUGGCAUUCGUCAUCGUAUUUAUCAGCGUCGUCACUCUUAUUUAUUACGAAUGCCUCUUUUGUUACCUGUUGUAUUUUGUUAUAUAUAUCGCCCCCUCACUUCACUUCACUCCACCAAUUGACCCACUCAUUCGCAGCCCACAAUUGUUACUUAAUUGAGGACGCACAACCGUCGCGUCACCACUUGUUGAUAUUAAUUGUAACUUGUAUCUUGUA